This is a messenger RNA of Rhinocladiella mackenziei CBS 650.93, 1308 nucleotides long. RefSeq lists its product as uncharacterized. Bases 1 to 1308 code for a protein of 435 amino acids. The transcript has 3 exons. Gene Ontology annotation, cellular component: Golgi membrane; intracellular membrane-bounded organelle. Gene Ontology annotation, molecular function: pyrimidine nucleotide-sugar transmembrane transporter activity. Lineage: Eukaryota; Fungi; Ascomycota; Eurotiomycetes; Chaetothyriales; Herpotrichiellaceae. The record is from RefSeq and is a predicted model, not a curated record. Gene Ontology annotation, biological process: pyrimidine nucleotide-sugar transmembrane transport.
AUGUCUGUCAAAGCAGUCAUCCCAUUUCUGGUGGGAAUGAUGUUGCUGACUGGCUGUGCCAACACGAUCCUCACCAAGUACCAGGACCAGCAAUGUGUCCAAAACUGUGAAGACAAGAAUCCUCAACACCACAAGACGUUCGAGCAGCCUGUCAUUCAAACUGUACAAAUGUUCAUCGGAGAGAUGGGCUGCUGGCUCGUGGUCUUGGGCUUCUACCUUUAUCGCUACUUUUCCCUGCGUACGAAAACAACACCGCUCUUGUAUCAACCCGUGGCCGCGGAAGAGGAGGACGAUGAUACUGCCCGCCCAACGUCGCAGGAUGCCGUCGGUCCUGCCUUGAAACCUCUUGUUCCCAACGCAGACGAACGAACUCCGCUCAUGGGAUGGAAGGUGGUUUUGCUGGGACUUCCGGCAUGCUGUGAUAUCACAGGAACAACCCUGAUGAAUGUGGGAUUGCUAUUUGUGGCGGCAUCCAUAUACCAGAUGACCAGAGGAGCGUUGGUCCUGUUUGUCGGCCUGUUCAGCGUCUUGUUCCUCAAAAGGAGACUUUUCCUAUAUCAUUGGCUUUCGCUCGUGAUUGUGGUGUUAGGUGUUGGGCUGGUCGGCCUUGCCGGCGCCAUCUACUCGGACGAUAAGAGCUCUCAAUCCUCCAAGGUCGUCACCACCGAACUAUUGCAUGAUGCACUAAUGAGUGUCCGAGAUCUGGCCACUCAGGCUGUUGAUCCCACCGUCCUGCGUACUAUCCUCGGUAUUUUUCUCAUUGCCUUUGCACAAAUCUUCACGGCCACGCAGUUUUGUCUCGAGGAAUGGAUCUUGGAACAUUAUGCACUAGAACCCCUCAAAGUCGUCGCGUGGGAAGGCCUAUUUGGGUUUUGGGUCACCAUUAUCGCCCAAGUAAUCUUGCACUUUACUGUUGGCGUUUCAAAGAGUGGCACAAAUGGGUAUUUUGAUGCCUCGGAAGGCUAUCGUCAAGUCUUUACGAACCGGGCAAUCGGACUUUCCAGUCUUGCCAUCAUGGUCUCCAUCGGUGGAUUCAAUUUCUUCGGCCUUUCGGUAACAAGAAGCAUCUCAGCGACAUCGAGGUCCAUCAUCGAUACCUGUCGAACCCUGUUCAUCUGGAUCGUCUCGUUGGGGCUUGGUUGGGAAUCAUUCAAAUGGCUCCAGGUCGUGGGCUUUGCUUUGCUGGUGUAUGGAACGUUCAUGUUCAACGACCUCGUAAGACCUCCGAUCAAAGCUCUUCUUCCCCGAAGUCAGGAGGCAGAACAGCGGGAGGAGCUUUUACGAGAAGAGCCCAUUGAACAUAUAUAG